AUAUAACACAGAGUGUCCACUAGAAGUCAAACGACUUUAAGUUCAUUUAUAUAUUUAUUCUUUUAAAAAAAAUUUGAUGCAUACUAUUGACUAGAAACAAACACUCGAAGCACAAAGUAAAUAGUCAAAUCUCUUACGACAACUUUCAAUGAAGAUCUUUUUUUUUUAAAAAAAAACGUAUCAAGUCUUGUUAAAGUAAAAUAUUUUUUAAAAAUUGUUUUAAAAAUAAUUUUUUUAUGUGUGUCUGGAUUUAUAAACAUCAAGACACAACUCUGCUUAAUCAUUACGGGAAGAUGUGUGCUCUACUUCUGCUGAUGUUGAUCGUUUCACUGCCGGACGCAGACGGCAUCGUGGCCACUGUCGGAUUAGGGACACCGAGGUAAACUUUUGUGUUGUUUUUUUCUUGUGUGUGUGGGGUUUUUUUUGUAUGUGUGUGUGGUCAUAUCAAAGGAUUAUUGUGAUCCAUCAGGGUUUCCGAGUUAGGAAUGAGAACCAUCGUGACUCUAAACUUAAGCACGUGAUUCAAACCUGAACAUAUUAUCAAUAUAGUCGGUAGAGUCGGGAUAAUAAUGAGAGUCUGCGGACAAUUAUUUUGAUAUACAUGAACAGGUGUCGGGGAAAAUAUCGUGGCAGAUAAGUCUCCUAAUAUAAAGGACAUUUUUUGUUCGACUUCAAAAAGUUGACGGCCUUUGUUUUCAGCAUAAUGAGAGUGAACAAUGGUAUAACAAUAUAUACAUAUACAAUUGCGAUACUGGAACUUCGGGUAUAGGAUUACAGACAGUUUUCAGGAUAUACAUUUUCCAUUAACUUGAUAAUACACAAAACAAUCAGUUGAUGUUCAGUUGAUGUUCAGUUGAUGUUCAGUUGAUGUUCAGUUGAUGUUCAUUUGAUGUUCAGUUCAUGUUCAGUUGAUGUUCAGUUCAGUUCAUGUUCAGUUCAUGUUCAGUUUAUGUUCCGUUCAUGUUCAGUUCAUGUUCAGUUCAUGUUCAGUUUAUGUUCAGUUCAUGUUCAGUUCAUGUUCAGUUCAUGUUCAGUUCAUGUUCAGUUCAUGUUCAGUUCAUGUUCAGUUCAUGUUCAGUUCAUGUUCAGUUCAUGUUCAGUUCAUGUUCAGUUCAUGUUCAGUUCUUCCAAAUUUAGUAGAGCUCGUUCUUCUAAAAUAUGAGCUUGUUGAGUAAUAUUACAACACAGACAAGGGAAUGGUGUUAAAUUACAUCCCUAACAGGGUACCAUGGGAUAUAUAUUUAAGAAUCUGAAACUCCUGCCAAGUGCACAUUUUUCUGACCCCCUAGGACUAAGCACUUGUCCAACAGAUGUUUAAUUGACUCAUAAAGUGGGAAACGGAUUUCUGGGGAAGGGGGGGGGUCAGUAAAUAUGAGAAGUGGGCUCUUUGUUGAGUCCAGCUUUGUCGAGUAGAUGUAUAAUAACAAAGUACGCACACAUGCACAAAUUGAGCAAUGUUCUUAGACCUGUCACGGACAUUUUUGAUGACGGUCAAGUUGAAGUUGUCCUUGCUUGGACUCCACUUGCGGUGUCUCCAGACCGGUCAAGGACAUUCCCAACAGCUGUCAAGUUGACGGUACUAUUGAACUGCACCACCAGUCUUGAUGUCUCCCUACCCGUCACGCUACAGCAGUGGUCGGCAAAUCACGGCUCGCGAGCCGGAUGCGGCUCUUUAGCGACCUGAGUGCGGCUCGUCCAGUCAACUGAAAAUCGGUUUUGACUCCGAAAAGCACGAAUCUUGACAGGUUCUUGAAAAGAAACUUUGCUAUCAAAUUUUUUUUAAUCGUCCUGCUGAUUUUUAGCUCUUAUGACUAAUGAGUUGGCCGACUAUUGCACUAUAGCAUUAUUUUUUUUUUAAAAAAAGGGGGGGGGGUGGGGUGGAGGAUUUGGACUUAGCAAGAUAGUGAAAUAUAUACGGCAUAUAUUAUUUUUGCAGCAGUGUGACAGUAAUAGUUCUGAAAAGCCAAUAAAUGUAGAAGGUGGCCUAUAAUGAAGUAGGCUCAUGAACUGAACGACCCUCCCUGACUUUACAGCUCAGUUCAAGACUACUACUCAAGUUAAAGCCUUGGUGAUCGUCACAUGCGAAAGACGAACAAUAAUGAUAAUAUAAUUAAGUGGCACAUGCGGUCGUGGCAAAGACACGUUAUGAUGAGGGUCUGUGGCUCAAAUUCGAGCAACAUCAACGUUAGAUACCUGCCCUCCCCCCCCCCCCCAAAAAAAAAAAAAAAAACCCUCCCCUUACCCAUCGUACGAAAAAACUUAACACCAUUGACGCUAAAAGAAUAUUGAUUUCAGCUAACGGCUCAUCUUGUUGCAAAUAGUGUGAAGAUAUCCUCCCAAAACGUAUCCACGAAAAUACGGAAUGAACACAAAUUUGACUCUGCUGCUGUCUACGGGACCGUGGGUGGUAGUUGUUCACUUGAACAGAAAUGUUCACGCUUGGGGAAACGUUUAUUCAGUAUAUAUUUUUGUGAUCUUUAAAAAGAAAAUGGUGGAUGCUUUUCUUUUCUCGCUAACGAGCUGUGUAUCCCCAUGAUAUGCAACGUCUCGAGAAACGACAGUCAGUCAUGCACUGAUUUAUUUCUGUGUGAAACACUCCUCCACGCAUAAUUACAAAACACGAUGCAAUUAUUCUAAAUAGGCUUACUGGUUCUAUAAAUCUAUAAAUUAUAUACGCAGAAUCUAUUACUAAUAAGUAAGUCAGUUACAAUUUUUCAUUAGUCCGUUAAAAGCUUAAUUAAUCUUUUUUUCUUCUUUACUUUUUUUUAAUUCAAAUUAUAUAUAUUUAUAUAUAUAUAUAUAUAUAUAUAUAUAUAUAUAAUAUNUGGGGGGUUAUCAUAUUGGUUAUAUUGGUCGUCCAUUAAUUAUGUCACCAAAUUAGAGGGGGGUGGGGUAGAAAUGUUUGACAAUUGUUGACAAGAGGGAGGGGGUUGUUGACGUCAACAAUCAUGUUUUCUCUAUUAAAAUUUUAAUCUUAAAAAUUGACUGGUUAUUACAUUAGCAGCUACUAUGCCCAUUGUUACGAUAGAGCAACACCUGUCUACUCCCUGAUAAGAUGAUGGCAGCUAGAAACUAUGCCACAGUUGUCAGCUAUACUGACACUAAUCGUAUUUCUACUUCCACAAACAGUGAUAUUUAGCCUUUAACAACCAUUUCAUUGAUUCUGCAUUAUACAAUUUAAGUGUGAAAACGCUUUCACUUAACAAGCUAAAGAUGUAAUAAAAUGUGUUUCCUACAAUUUUGUGUCAUUAAAAUAGAUCAUCACAAAGUAAAAUGUAUUUAUGUUAUAAAAUUUAUUUCUAUUAUAAUUUAUUUGUUUUUUUGUUUUGUUUUUUUUUUGGGGGGGGGGGGUCACUGAAAGUUUGACAAUUGUUGAUUGACGUAAUUAAUGGACGACCCCUAAUGAAGUAAUUUAAAGUUGUUUGAUCCAGUUUCCUCAAACUGGAGCGCGGCAUCGAACAGCUUCUUUAAUUUCACCUAAAAGUAAAUGAAUCGUUUAAUUGCAUAAAACCUCAAUUCUGGCCCCUUUUUUAUUUAUUUCUGUGGGCUACGUUCAAUUUUUUGUAAAACAGAGUAACUUCCCCAUGGUUGCCGCCUACUUUAACCCAUUUGGGUUGGUUCCAAAAUUAUGUAGUAAGUUGUUUCUAAACUCGAUUCCAGUAAGUUAAGCAGGGUUAAUUAAAACAGACCCUAAAAAUAUAGUUUAACAAAAAAAAUAAAAGUUAUACUUUUUUUACUCUUAAUAAUUUCAAACCAUGACAACAACAAAUGAUAUGAAAGCGGAAAUGAUAUUCACCUACCCAUUAGUUCUUUUCUCUCCGAAAAUAAUUUUUUUCCCUUCGUGUACGUGUCCCAUACACAAUAAACAUAUCAGUGCAUUUCAACAUUCAAACUCAAUAUUAAAUAUUUCUACUUAGUGAUCUAAUAAUAAUCCAAAAAAUAAACGACGCAGAAAAAUCGUCAUAUUGAUUGGUUCAGAAAAACUAUGAGAAUUCUGUGGCACAUUUUCUUCCUUUUUGUCAUGAAUCAACUUAUUACCUUUUGUUUAGAAAUCCCUUUACACCAGAACUUAUUCCCUUUUGUUGAGAAAGCCCUUAACGCCACAAAUUAUUACCUUUUGGUUUAGCACCACACCUUAUUAACUUUUGGUUUAGAAAUCAACUGACACCACAGCUGAUUAUCUUUGUUAACACCAUAACUUUUUACUUUUGGCUUUAGAAACCGAUGUCCAAGAGAGGAGUACAAGCGCGUGAGCUGCACGGUCGCCUUAACCAACGGAGACAAUGGAGGGUAUUAUUUAUCAGUGUUUUGUUGCGUGUCUUAUUUUUCUAUUGCCAUUCAAGGUCGAAAAAUUUUCUUAGAAUGUGUUACUGUCACGAUCACAGUGUCUUGCAAAUAACACCAGAGGCGAGGUGGUUACAUAAUAGUGGCUAAUUUAUUAGAAGUUAGAAGCAAUCAAAAUACGAAAUACAUCUCAUACAAAUCCGAACAUACUUGGAACCAAUAUCAUACUGAUCUCAAUACUUAAAUCACCAGUGGCUAAUCUUAUUGACUUCUUAAACUUAAUAAUGUAUCACCACGCUAUAGACGACUGUUCAAUCUUCUAAAAUACGUUUCGUGAAUCCACUGUCAUAUUAUUAUACAAGGCAUCAUUUCUUGUUUCUUCUCCUUGCUCUCUGAUUGGCCAGUUUUUUCAAAGUCCCAAUACUCUGUAUAUUACAUAAGGAAUAGUUCCCAUAGUACUUAUCUCCCAUAUAGUCAUAUCUGUGACAGUUAUAAUUAGUGUUGUAUUAAAUUAUUCAUGUGUCCGUUGCAAAAAAAAAAAAAAAAAAAAAAAAAAAAAAAAACAAGUUGACUUGGGUAUAUGCUUACACAGCAACGCCACACAAACAUAAUUGGCUAGGGUUGUGUAAAAAAAAUGGGCCCACAUUUUAAAUUAUGCAGACUAUUGAAUUGACUGGGACAAACUUUACUUUCUCUGGAAAAAUUCAGGGUAAUAUUUAGAUGAGUGUGUUCAUCGGCGUCAUUGUGUAGUGCCCCACCCCGUCAUUGUGUAGUGCCCCACCCCGUCAUUGUGUAGUGACCUACCCCGUCAUUGUGUAGUGCCCCACCCCGUCAUUGUGUAGUGCCCUACCCCGUCAUUGUGUAGUGCCCCACCCCGCCCCCCUACGAUUAAUUAGUGCCCCCCCCCGUCAUUUUGUAGUGCCCUACCCCCUCAUUGUGUAGUGCCCCACCCCGCCCCCCUACGAAUAAAUUCAAAAAAAAAAAAAAAAAAGAAAAUAACUAUUUAAACCACCUUUUUCAGGAAGCUCUUUCUUGACCGAAGGUGAUCUUGACUAAAUGUGAUCUUGACUAAAUGUGAUCUUGACUAAAUGUGAUCUUGGCUAAAUGUGAUCUUGACUAAAUGUGAUCUUGACUAAAUGUGAUCUUGGCUAAAUGAUCUUGACUAAAUGUGAUCUUGACUAAAUGUGAUCUUGGCUAAAUGUGAUCUUGACCAAAUGUGAUCUUGGCUAAAGUUAUCUCCUACGGAACUCGUCAAAAUGCUCCAAGAGUUGCUCUGACGCCCGCCUUUAUUGUUAACAUUAACAUAUUCGUUAUCUUUGUUUUGUUUUGUUUUUUCCUACAUAUCUCUACUUAUUUGAUUUUGUCCAGCCCUGUCGUUAGCCGAAAUGUGUACAAGUGGAAACGGUUCGUGACGUGGGAGUGUUGUCCUGGUUUCCAAGGGGAGAACUGCCAGGAAGGUAUGACGUCAUAUUUAGUUGUAAUGCUGGCCUGAAAAUGUUUUUGCCGAAUUUUUUUUUUGUUGUUUUUUUUUGUUGUUUUUUGUUGUUGUUUUUUGUUGUUGUUUUUUUUACUUUGAUUUAAAGACCAAGAUUUUUAUUUUUUUUUCCCGUACGACCGAAAUGUCGUUGUUUGUAAGACGAUCUAAAGACGAUUUUAGUGCUCCACCCCUCCCCCCCCCCGCCCACCUUUGUAGGUGCCGGGGGUAAGUGAUCCCCUUUCACACCCCUUCCCGCGGCGCUGCGUUUAUGGAUCAGCGUCCGCACUGAUCUCAUUGGCGCCAUGGUGAGGUGGGAUAUGAAGGUCCCCAUUUCAAAAUGGGGAAAAUGGAAAACGUUUUCACUGAAAUUAAGAAUACAAUGUAAAAAAAAAAAUGCCCGCCAAUUUGCUAGAAGCCCGACAUCAACAGGCCUGAAGGACCGGUGCCGGUACGGAUCAGUCAGUUUUGAGGCGUUCAUAUUCUCUGGUACUGAAUGGAUCUAUGGAUAACAUUGAUGGUCCUACUAUAGGGCAGCUCAUAAGAAAAAGUGACAUUAUUUUUUUAUUCCACAACUCCGCCAUUUGAUCUACCCAAAUCUUCAUACGAUUAGUACAAAUCAUGUCACGGAAGAUUUAUUGUACUCCCCAGUUAAGAACAUUUCCAUGAAUGACUUUCGUAACCCGAAUUUCAUUUUAAAAACACUCUGAUAAAUGAUUAAUCUUUGAUCAUUAUUUGAUAUUUAUUUCAUUUAUUAGGGGAUUUUUUUUUUACAACAAUUUUAAUUUUUUUAAUUUAUUCCAAUUCAGCGUGUUUCUCGUGUGCAGUAUUGUCCAAUCUGUCCGAUAGAAUCGCCCUGGCCGAGAAGGUGAUUACAGAGGUAAGUCACGUGAUCAUCAACUCAUUGUUUACAAUGAAAAGAUUUGGAUCUUUGCCCUAGGCAUACAAUGGAAUAAUGUCUGAAGAGCUUAUGAAUACAUGUGAUAAUGGGAGGCUGCUGUGAGGUUGAAGUAAUAUGAAAUAUAACAUACAGCUUGCUUUUGUGGACUAUAACAUACAGCUUGCUGUUAUAGACUAUAACAUACAGCUUGCUGCUGUAGACUAUAACAUACAGCUUGCUGUUGUAGACUAUAACAUACAGCUUGCUGUUGUAGACUAUAGCAUACACCUUGCUGUUGUAGACUAUAACAUACAGCUUGCUGUUAUAGACUAUAACAUACAGCUUGCUGUUAUAGACUAUAACAUACAGCCUGCUGCUGUAGACUAUAACAUACAGCUUGCUGUUGUAGACUAUAACACACAGCUUGCUGUUGUAGACUAUAACAUACAGCUUGCUGUUGUAGACUAUAACAUACAGCUUGCUGUUAUAGACUAUAACAUACAGCCUGCUGCUGUAGACUAUAACAUACAGCUUGCUGUUGUAGACUAUAACACACAGCUUGCUGUUGUAGACUAUAACAUACAGCUUGCUGUUGUAGACUAUAGCAUACAGCUUGCUGUUGUAGACUAUAGCAUACACCUUGCUGUUGUAGACUAUAACACACAGCUUGCUGUUGUAGACUAUAACAUACAGCUUGCUGUUGUAGACUAUAGCAUACACCUUGCUGUUGUAGACUAUAACACACAGCUUGCUGUUGUAGACUAUAACACACAGCUUGCUGUUGUAGACUAUAACACACAGCUUGCUGUUGUAGACUAUAGCAUACACCUUGCUGUUGUAGACUAUAACAUACAGCUUGCUGUUGUAGACUAUAACAUACAGCUUGCUGUUGUAGACUAUAGGGGGGGGAUUUUUGGGGGGUUAGGGUUGGGUGUGAUGGAAUGUGUUAUCACCGGCAACGAGUCUAUGUGGCAAGUUUCAGCUCGAUAGGUUGACGGGAAGUGGGUUAAUUAGCCGUCCGAAAAGUUUGCCAGCCACGAAGAAAAAUUAAGUUCCUACAGAGGAUUUAAAAAAAAAAUUAUUACCCUGUUCAAUCUCUAAUAUAUUAUAUAAUAUUUCCAUUGAGCUUUUCGGUGAAGCUAUCGCUGGACUGAGCGGUCCGUGUAGCGUGUUGCGUAAACACCAUAUCAAUGGCAUCACUGUAAUGAAAUUCAUGGGUUUGCGUGUGGGUGUGUGUGUGUGGGGGUGUGUGUUUGUGUGUUGGUUGUCAUCUUGAUAAUAGAAAUCGUAAACAAAAAUCUUACAAGCUCAUUAACAUGUAGGCGUGUCUUCUUUCGGGGAAUCGUUCUGACGAAUUCUGCAAUCGUACUGACGAAUUCUGAGUCAUAAUUGUGUUAAUUGGGGAGGCUGAUGGACAUUACUCAUAACAAUGGUUCACCCCAGCACUGAUCGCCGUCACCAUUGUUUACACCCCCUUUCUCCCCCCCCCCCGACCCCAUCGCACCCCCCUUCUUUCCCCACCACUUGAUGAACAAAUCAAUUUAGCAUCUAAAUGCUUCAAUCACUUCGAGACCAGCUUGUUAAGACGCACGAGUUUCCUUGAUAAUUGCUUGCAGUGCCGCCACUCUGCCACGUCAUUAUUCGGCCAUGACGAGUUUUUUUCCUUCUAAACAUCAAUUGAAGACGGAAAUAUUUACACACCAAUGCGACAUGUCAACAGAUGUGAGGGGCGUGGUCCAUACACUCUUAGAGCAGCGAUCCCCUCCCCCUCAAAUGGUGGUUCUCGGACCGUCAGUGGGUCCACGAGCCUUCCGAUGCCGGACCGCACAUCAUGAGUAUUUAUGGUCAAAUAAGAAAAAAAAUAUCAUUUUUUUUUUAAAAUAUGGCCACGGUCCCUUGGUGCAAUUAAUAACUUUUCCACCGGUCCUCAAAACUGUUGAGAAACGCUACUCUAGUGUUCAAGGGCAUAACUAAAAGCAGAUGCUAAAUUGCAAUUUUUCGUGGGACAGUUUUAUACUUUUGAUUUUUAAUAAAUAUUUUUUUUUUUAAAUAUUUAACAUGAGCUUUAAUUGAAUCUUUUCAAAAUCUAGGUGCUAACAUUCCCCUAGGUUCUGUUCCCUAUAAAAAAAAUUUCUACACAUUUUAGUCAUGGGAGAUAGUUUCAAAUGUCUCCAUUUGCGUACUCCGCAAUUCAACUAAAAUAUUUGCAAACAUUUGUCAUCAAAAUUUCGAAUUACUCAAAAAUAAAUAUAAACAUAAGCGUGAAAAAAGGGAUAAAAUAUACAUUAUGCUGCUCAUUCCAUUUAAUUAACCAUAAAUGGCAAGAGAUGGGUGCUAGUAAACGAAAUUGAUUCCCUUUUAUGUGGAGCGAUAAGAUGGUCUUAUCUAAUAUAAACAGCUAAAAGUUGCUGAAAAUUCGUUCAGCAUAGGCGCUAGCUUGGUGAACUUCAUCAUAGAAUUCCAAAAACAUUUUUUUUUUAAAAUCACAUUUUAACAACUUUGGUGGAAAAAAAAUACGUUUGAGACUAUAAAAAGAAAAGCAUGUAUCCUUUUUUUUUUUUUAAAGAUCUAAUUUGAUUUGGUGCAUUUUAUAUUUUGUAAUAUGAUUAUAAUAGUAGUAGACCCAAUGAUUAUAAUAGUAGUAGACCCAAUGAUUAUAAUAGUGGUAAACCCAAUGAUUAUAAUAGUAGUAGACCCAAUGAUUAUAAUAGUAGUAAACCCAAUGAUUAUUAUAGUAGUAGACCCAAUGAUUAUAAUAGUAGUAGACCCAAUGAUUAUAAUAGUAGUAGACCCAAUGAUUAUAAUAGUAGUAUACCCAAUGAUUAUAAUAGUAGUAGACCCGAUGAUUAUAAUAGUAGUAGACCCAAUGAUUAUAAUAGUAGUAGACCCAAUGAUUAUAAUAGUAGUAGACCCAAUGAUUAUAAUAGUAGUAGACCCAAUGAUUAUAAUAGUAGUAGACCCAAUGAUUAUAAUAGUAGUAGACCCAAUGAUUAUAAUAGUAGUAGACCCAAGACACGCAAAAGAUGCUUUAACCCCGCCUCUGGGCCCCAUUUCUUUCCAGCUCAGUCUCUACGACGAACGCAACGAGGUCACCAAGCGCCCACAGCCCCUCGUCAAACACGAGACGUGCCCAUGCGAGAGGGGGCCCGCUGGCCCACAGGGUCCCGUGGGCCCUGUAGGAAAGAUGGGUCCCCGUGGCCCAGUUGGUGCGCCAGGAAAAGGAAUGUAAGCUUAGAACACUUUAGGACAGCGGUUCUAAACCAGUGGGGCGUGACACCCCCCCCCUUUUUUUUUGAGACCAACGGAAAACACAUUUAUGAGGUAGCGACGAAAAUAAUUUUAUGGUUGGGGGUCAUCACAACAUGAGGAACUGUAUUAAAGGGUCGCGGCAUUAGGAAGGUUGAGAAUCACUGCUUUAGGAUGAAUUGGGACCUCUGGAUGGUCGGGGUGUGACAGAAGGGAUGUUUAUGAAAUUAUGACAGUUUAGGGAUAAAAAUGGGAUAAGGAUAUUGGUGUUUAAAGUAAGGAUUCGGGAGUGAUCAACACUAUAGGGAAUCACAGCUGAGAGCAGAGGCAUUGGCAGCAGAUGAGACAUUAACAGAUGAGACAUUAACAGAUGAGACAUUAACAGAUGAGACAUUAACAGAUGAGACAUUAACAGAUGAGACAUUAACAGAUGAGACAUUAACAGUUGAGACAUUAACAGAUGAGACAUUAACAGAUGAGACAUUAACAGAUGAGACAUUAACAGAUGAGACAUUAACAGAUGAGACAUUAACAGAUGAGACAUUAACAGAUGAGACAUCAGCUUAAUGGGACCAGGUUCUUUAGACCUUUCUAGAAUGUGAAUUGUUUAGGGCCGCUUCUGAUGAAGGGGGCUCAUUCGUGCCAACUGGUAAAAACUGAAAUUUUGUGUAAGAAAAUAAUAACAAAGCUCCCAUUAUUGCAAAGAGAAGGAAGUAUGACAUAGUAUAUUGGAGUCGUCAGCUUUGGUGCUGAAAACGUUAAAUGGAAUGGGUAUUCUGUUAUGUUCAAACAUUACAAAAAUUAUGGGACAUUCAUUUUUGUAUCAAGGUGCUCUAAUGGUUAACGAAUUAUUUUUCUUGAUAGUCAGGCUAAUAAAUCACUUACAUUUCUCUAACAGAGAGGGUCCACCUGGACCGCCAGGACCACCUGGUCCACAAGGCCCGCAGGGAAUGGUCGGUGUGCCCGGUCUGCCUGGGUUCCCGGGGAUGCCGGUCACGAAGUCCACCCCCACGGUCAGGUCGGGAAAUAAUAAGGGGACAAGGGAGGCCGCCGUGUCCAGUGGAAGUAUGAAGAUGUUCAAGGCGCUCCAGAGGCGACAGGAAAGAGGUGUGAAAUCUUUACGAGGCCGUGUUACGUCGUAGUGGGCUAUUGUGUGUUUAGUCGCAGUGGGUUGUGUGUUUAUUUGCAUUGGGUUGAGUUUUUAGUCAAAGUGGGUUGUCUGUUUAGUCAUAGUGGGUUGUCUGUUUAGUCAUAGUGGGUUGUCUGUUUUGUCAUAGUGGUUUCUGUGUUUAGUCAAGGUGGGUUGUCUAUUUAGUCAUAGUGGGUUGUCUGUUUAUUCAUAGUGGGUUGUCUGUUUAGUCAUAGUGGGUUGUCUAUUUAGUCAUAGUGGGUUGUGUGUUUAGUCAUAGUGGGUUGUCUAUUUAGUCAUAGUGGGUUGUCUGUUUAGUCAUAGUGGGUUGUCUAUUUAGUCAUAGUGGGUUAAGUUUUUAGUCAAAGUGGUUUGUCUGUUUAGUCAUAGUGGGUUGUGUGUUUAGUCACAGUGGGUUGUCUGUUUAGUCAUAGUGGGUUGUCUGUUUAGUCAUAGUGGGUUGUCUGUUUAGUCAUAGUGGGUUGUCUGUUUGGUCAUAGUGGGUUAAGUUUUUAGUCAAAGUGGGUUGUGUGUUUAGUCGUAGUGGGUUGUCUGUUUAGUCACAGUGGGUUGUGUGUUUAGUCACAGUGGGUUGUUUUGUCUACUCAAUUUUUAAAAAGUUUGAAUAAUGUUGAGUUAUGUUCUUAACUUGAAUGUGCUAUGUGCUGUAAAAAAUGUGAGUUAUGUUCUUAACUUGAAUGUGCUAUGUGCUGUGAGUAAUGUGCUUAUUUGGAUUGCAUUGGGUGCGACAGUUUUGUUUUCAAUAAAUGUUUAGCAAAUCAUGAAAUAUAGUAUAUCAAUGAUAUAGACUUGCAUAUGAAAUGGUGUGCUUCAAAGUUCUAAAAUCAGUUUUCAUUUAACAUUAUUUUAAAGAUAUUUUUGUUAACCUGACAAUUUUUGUUUAAAUUUGACAUGUGGUAACAUAUUAUAUUUUGCUAAAAUGAAUUUUUUUUUACAUAUGACCAAUUUGUUAACGUAUGAUACUUUUGUUAACAUAUGAAAUUUCUGUUAACAUAUUACAUUUUUUUCAAAAUAUAAAAUUUUUAUUAACAUACGACAUUUUUGUUCACAUAUGAAAUUUUUGUUACCAAUUACACUUUUGUUAACAUGAAAUUUUUAACACAUGAAAUUUUUGUCAACAUAUGACACUUAUGUUAACAUGAAAUUUUUGUAAAAAUAUGAUUUUUUGUUAACUUAUGACACUUUUGUUAACAUGAAAUUUUUGUAAACAUAUGACACUUUUGUUAACAUAUGACACUUUUUUUUUGUAAAAAUAUGAUUUUUUGUUAACUUAUGACACUUUUGUUAACAUGAAAUUUUUGUAAACAUAUGACACUUUUUUUAACAUAUGAAAUUUUUGUUACCAUCUGACUCUUUUUGUAAACAUAUGAACAAACAAACAAAAAAUGCUGAAAAGGUAUUUUUGAUUACUUCACAGAUAUUCAAACGCGACUGUCCCGUCUGGAAAAGUUGGUGGACGAGCUAGAGAGAAAAAUUGUCUCUAAUGAAACUCUCGUGAUGGCGCUGAAAUUCCUGACAGAUCAAAUCAACAAGCUCCAAGGCAGGGUCUCCCAACUGGAGGCUUUCCCCGAAGAUCCUGGUAGAUUAAAGUUUAAGACUUUCAGAUGGGAAUUGUGGGGUUAGAAUCCUGGGGUCGAAAUUUUUUGGAGGGAUACAAUUCAAUCUUUUGAUGUUUAAAUCGCUUUAUCAGAAUUUCGUAGUACCGUACUACAGAAAGUUAAGUGGAAAAAUUGUACUCUAUUAUUCUGGCUAUCUGCGAGUGAAGAGAGACACAAGAAUAGCUAUCCUGUUGAAUAUUAUUUUGUCUCAUUUACCAGAAAGUGUUGUGGAUUUUUUUACCCAUAAAAUAAAGUAAACAGUAACGGGCUCCUGCUGUGAGGUCCAUGCCAAGACUUGGUGUAAUUAAUUUAACGAUUUUUUCCCCCAAAUGAUGUACUGAUCCUCAGCAGACUUCAGGCAAAUACAGAAGUAUAUCUGACCUAUUUUGUGCAGACUCAGUCCUUAUCUAGCUCACUGGGUUAAUCUUGAUACACUCAUCCCCCAUUGCCAGCAUCGAGAAAAUAGCUUGAGCCCCUAGGUUUAAAAAAAAAAAAAACAACAACAGAAAAUUCACUGCACAUAAAAUAAACAUUUCCUUGUGUUAUAUCCCUGACAUUUCCUUAUGUUAGAUCCCUGACUUUUCCUUGCGUUAGAUCCCUGACUUUUCCUUGCGUUAGAUCCCUGACUUUUCAUUGUUUUAGAUCCAUGACAUUUCCUUAUGUUAGAUCCCUGACUUUUCCUUGCGUUAGAUCCCUGACUUUUCAUUGUUUUAGAUCCAUGACAUUUCCUUGCGUUAGAUCCCUGACUUUUCCUUGCGUUAGAUCCCUGACUUUUCAUUGUUUUAGAUCCAUGACAUUUCCUUGUGUUAUAUCCCUGACUUUUCCUUGCGUUAGAUCCCUGACUUUUCAUUGUUUUAGAUCCAUGACAUUUCCUUGUGUUAUAUCCCUGACUUUUCCUUGCGUUAGAUCCCUGACUUUUCAUUGUUUUAGAUCCAUGACAUUUCCUUGUGUUAUAUCCCUGACUUUUCCUUGCGUUAGAUCCCUGACUUUUCAUUGUUUUAGAUCCAUGACAUUUCCUUGUGUUAUAUCCCUGACUUUUCCUUGCGUUAGAUCCCUGACUUUUCAUUGUUUUAGAUCCAUGACAUUUCCUUGUGUUAUAUCCCUGACUUUUCCUUGCGUUAGAUCCCUGACUUUUCAUUGUUUUAGAUCCAUGACAUUUCCUUGCGUUAGAUCCCUGACUUUUCAUUGUUUUAGAUCCAUGACAUUUCCUUGUGUUAGAUCCCUGACAUUUUCGUGUGUUAGAUUCCUGACAUUUCCUCGUUUUUGAUCCCGUAUCUUUAUUUUACAAAUCUAUUGACCCAGCCAAUGUUUAUAUUUAUACUUUUUUUUUUUAUCACAGACGCCAGACUGCAGACGCCAAUCAGUGAUUUUUCAACGAUGUCCCCCUAUGAUCCAGAGCCCCACGAGGAAGGCGUCUUUAGCUCCGGGAGUGAUGUCGUACAAGGUAAUGUUGACAACGGUUCGCCCUUUACUAGCUUUGGUGAUCUUUAUGCCCUUACGACCACAGACGCCAAACAUCAAGGCGUGAAUCUCUUAACUGAAACAAAUAUCGAAGAUAAACGUAAGAAAGGAACACACCGAAAUACCCACUCUACAAAUCUGUCGAAAUCUAAAAAAAAUCUAAAAAGGCAUUUGCUUGACAAAAAUUUUGAAUUAGAUGAUGCUAGUGACAUGAGAGAUCCCAGAAACAAUACGGAAAAUGGAUAUAAUUCGACAUUUGCUGAACAUGAUAUCAAAAAACAUUCUACGCCCUACUUGAAAGGAUUGUCCUCUUUAAGCUUAGAACUCUCUAAGCCAAAUCUUGCACAGGAGAUGAGAUCGUCAGAGCCCGAAAUCAAAUUCAUAUCCAUAUUACAAACAAUUAACCUAACACCUUCGCCACCAGUUCCCAGCACAGUUAGCUCACAAGUUAUGUCCCCUGUUGAUAGUGUCACUAAAAAUGUAUGUAUCACAGGCUGUUCGAGAGACGAGAGUCCGAAUUUACCUCCUCUUCCUCCGCUCUCCGUUGUAAAAGCAAUUUUUCCAAAUCAUAGAAACAUAACAAGAUCUCUCAUUGGUGGCCACCAAGAAUUUUACAAACAUUUAAUUCUUGCUCUUGCUAAGUCCCCGAAAUUUUCUAAAAAAUAUGAACACAAAAUCAAACAAUUCCUUCCAUCAGGUGAAGACGAAUCAGGAUUAUCAGACGAGCGCCUGACUUCCGUUCCUUCGAAUCUAACAGAGUUGGCUUUCAACGAUUACGAGCCUGACCGCGAACUCAAGUCUUAUUUAGAAGAGCUCGGUGACGAUCCAAACAGCAAACGGAAGUCGACGGACAGCGCAAGCACUUUCGACGGGGACAUUUUCCCAGAAUUCUCCGAGGCCGCCAAAAACUUCCAAGGUCAGGGACGAAAGAUCACGAUGCCACAACCGGCGUUUCUACGAAGCCGUGGCAGCGGUUCGUUGCAAGGAAGACGUUCCUCUUUGGUGAUUGGUAUUUUCGCCGUCAUUAGUGUUAUACACAUUAUAUCGAAGCGUCGGUCCUAACAGUAAUAUUGUGUGCUGCUGGCCUAUUCUUUUAAGUGCUGUGUACACCCAUAUUUGAACAAAAGCUGGUCAACUCAAGGACGUGUAUGAGGCUUCUUCACGGUAAACUCAUAAAUGAUUUUUAAAAAUCCUUUCUUGAAAAAAAAAAAAGGGGGGGGGGGAAAUGUGUCAAGGUCUUUUCCAAAUGAAAGCCUGACAUGACAUAUUAUGGCUGUGUAGCGCGCGGACUCAAAAAACAGUCGAGUGUUAUAUUUUGAUUUAAAAAAAUUGUCACUAAUUGGAAGAUGAUGUCAUGAAACGUCCGGAACCCUAACAACUCAUUCCUGGGGCUCACUCAAACGCUUCCCUCCUCAUGAACCUUUUAUGUCAUGAACCUGCAGAUGAAUUUAUCUUCAUAAAUGUUGAAAGGAAAAAAGUUUAUAACUUUAUAUUAAUAAGGUAAAAAAAAAAAUUAAUACAGUGAUAUUCACCAUGAGAAAAAAAAAGAAGAUCAUAAUUAACAUGUUAUCGCUACCGUCAUUAAAAUCUCAGUUCCGAUGUACAGAGAUGUGAGUUAGCUGUUCCGGUAGUUUUGUAUGACUUUGAUGGCAUUCCAUUACGACAAUUACAUCAAUUGGAUGAAUGUGAGCUGUUUAUUUUUAUUUUUUAAAAAUUUUUUUUUUAGUUACUUAAAUGUUCCCUAAUUUUUAACCGCCCUGUUCAUUCCACUUUCUAGUUUCAAAUAAUGUACUGUAAAUAUCACCAUCCACAUUUCUUCCCCUGCCCGCAGUACUAGAGCCACCCGAGUGUAUAUCCUAUGUAUUUAUUGCUAUUGAAAUGUGACAUUACUUUGUAAUGAGGGAGUUACAGUUAGGGGUCGUUCGCAAAUGACCUCACGCAAAAAUGACCUUUUUAGACCCCCCUCUCCCCCUUGUGACAAAUUCUUCACCCUCCUCCCCCUUAGUGUCACGUCACACCUAAAAAAUUCAAAGCGUGCAUAAAAUUUUCAUAACUAAACUAAGAUUUUAUUUUAUUCUGUAACAUUUUCCCAUAAUGAAUUAAGAUGAAGUAUUAUUAGAAAACUGUAACGCGAAACAACAAAGUCCUCCCCGAGCCG
This is a messenger RNA of Lymnaea stagnalis (great pond snail), 16251 nucleotides long. The record is from the annotation of a GenBank genome assembly. Lineage: Eukaryota; Metazoa; Mollusca; Gastropoda; Lymnaeidae.